Erpetoichthys calabaricus (reedfish) is the source of this 13118-nucleotide messenger RNA. RefSeq names its product histone deacetylase 5 (gene hdac5). Gene Ontology annotation, cellular component: histone deacetylase complex. Bases 442 to 3882 code for a protein of 1146 amino acids. Lineage: Eukaryota; Metazoa; Chordata; Cladistia; Polypteriformes; Polypteridae. Gene Ontology annotation, biological process: negative regulation of transcription by RNA polymerase II; chromatin organization. The record is from RefSeq and is a predicted model, not a curated record. Gene Ontology annotation, molecular function: histone deacetylase activity. The transcript is spliced from 27 exons.
GUCAGGAAUGUUGUUGUUGGUUCUGGAGGAGCUGCAAAGAUGGAGGAACGGGAGUCGUGACGGGAUUUUUUUUUUUUUAAACAAAAAAAAAAAAACACCACACACAAACCUAAUAAAGAAACGGUACCUUUUGUACACCCGUUCCAUGGUAACCUGUUUCGCCGCCAGACGCUCAAGAUUGGUCUGUGCAGGAGGGAACUGUUGUCAGCGCGAUUCAGAAGAGCCCACCACUGAUGCCUUCACUGUAACAGAAUGUCAGAGGAAGAAGAUCCCCUUUAGUCCACAUUCCCCUUCCCCAAACCCCUUUCCCUUCCCCUUUUUCCCUUCCCCAUGAAUACAAGCACUACUUAUCCCUUGGUUACAAGCCUGUGGAGGGGCUUAUAGUGAAGCCUGUUUUUCUCAGCCUGGUGAAGAACUGCAGCAAUUGCAACCAUUUGAUUCAUGAACUCCCAAAAUAGUCCAGACGGGGUUACCAGUCGGGAGCAGCCAUUAGAACUGUUGGCCAGAAGCAGGAUACAUGCCAUUCCUGCCACAGCAGUGGAGGUGAAGUCCGCAUUACCAGUGACCAUGCAGAGCAGUGGUAACAAUGGAGGUGAUGGCGGCGACAGUGGUGGUGGCGGCGGCAGCGGUGGUGGAGGAGGAGGGGGUCCAGUGGAUUUACGCACAGAUGUCCGAAUUCCCCUCACUUCAGUGGACCCAGUGAUACGGGAACAGCAGCUCCAACAUGAACUGCGUCUUCUCAAACAACAGCAAGAACUUCAAAAGCAAUUGCUAUUUGCUGAGUUCCAGAAACAACAUGAACACCUCACACGGCAGCAUGAGGUCCAGCUUCAGGAGCACCUAAAGGGCUGCUCAAAUGAUUUGUCGUUCCCUUGCAAGCAACAACAGGAGAUCUUAGCCGUCAAGCGACAGCAGGAGUUGGAACAACAGAGAAAGCUGGAGCAACAACGGCAUGAGGAAAUGGAGAAACAGAGGCUGGAACAGCAGCUAAUAAUGUUAAGGAACAAGGAGAAGGGCAAAGAAAGUGCGAUCGCCAGCUCUGAAGUUAAACAGAAACUGCAAGAGUUUUUGCUCAGUAAAUCCAAAGAACCAACAGCAGGACUAAACCAUUCCUUUCCCCAGAAGUGCUGGGGAGCACACCACACCUCACUGGACCAGAGUUCCCCUCCUCAGAGUAACACACCUGGAACACCCCCAUCUUAUAAACUGCCACCUUUAUUGGGAGCAUAUGAUGGCAAGGAUGACUUUCCGCUACGAAAGACAGCCUCAGAGCCCAACCUGAAGGUCCGCUCCCGGUUAAAACAGAAGGUAGCAGAAAGAAGAAGCAGUCCUUUGUUACGGCGCAAGGAUGGGACAGUUAUCAGCACUUUCAAGAAAAGGGCCAUCGAAAUCACAGUGUCUUCUAUGUGCAGCAGUGCCCCUGGCUCGGGCCCCAGUUCUCCCAACAGUUCCAACAGUGCCAUAGCAGAGAAUGGCUCUAGUGGUUCCGUACCAAACAUUCAUGCUGAGCAAAUGCGUUCACAUCAUCACACAAUAAAUACAGAUGGAUCAGUCAGUCAGCUCAGUCUGUAUACAUCUCCAUCGCUACCUAACAUUUCUCUUGGCCUGCCUGCCUCAGUCUCUGCUGCCAACUCUCACAUGUCUGCUUCCCAGAAACUCGCUGCUCAGCAGGAGGCAGAAAGGCAGGCCAUUCAGUCCUUACGUCAGGGUGGUGCUCUUACAGGAAAGUUUGUUAGCACCACAUCACUCCCUGCCUGCCUGCCUCCUGGGGUGCCUCAUGAUACCGACACAGCCUCCAAUAGCCACAGCCAUUCAUCCCUUCUGCAGCAUGUAUUGCUUCUUGAGCAAGCUCGGCAGCAGAGUGCACUUCUAGCAGUUCCUAUCUAUGGUCAGUCCCCGCUGGUAACGGGUGAACGGGUUUCCACAAACAUGCGAACAGUAAAUAAGCUUCCCCGGCACCGACCUUUGAGCAGGACACAGUCUGCCCCCCUGCCCCAAAGUCCCCAGGCACUUCAGCAGCUUGUAAUGCAGCAGCAACAUCAGCACUUUCUUGAGAAGCAGAAGCAAUACCAACAGCAAAUCCAGCUUAGUAAGAUGCUGUCGAAAACCACAGACCUUCCACGCCAACCUCCAACCCAUCCAGAAGAAACAGAGGAAGAGCUGUCAGAAACUGCAGAGAUGCAAGAUGAGCGGUUAGGGGACGUUGUUUCAAGCGAACAGGUAGAAGAAGUACAUGGCCUGCAGCCAGAAGCGGAAGAAAACCCUGGUGAUGGUAGUCUUUCAGAUCAUGCUAUUACCGUAAGGGAUGAAAACACAGAAAGUGAAGCAGAUGAGGAGGAUGAGACAUAUGAUGACGAAGACUCAAUUGAACUUAAAGAGCCUAAUGACCAGAGUCUGCUUUACAGUCAGUUUUCAGAUCAGCACCACCUACAGCAGUUGCAGGUUUACCAAGCUUCUUUGCCAAUUUCUGGCAUGCCUCACCGGCCACUUGGCCGAGCGUUAUCUUCUCCUGCAAACCCAUGUCUGAAAAGCAGUGCUGGGACUGCAAAGCUCAUCAAGCAUGUUUUCACUACAGGAGUGGUCUAUGAUACUUUCAUGCUAAAACACCAGUGUACAUGUGGGAACACAAACAAUCACCCGGAGCAUGCUGGGAGAAUUCAGAGCAUUUGGUCCCGACUGCAGGAGACUGGUCUUCUCAGCAGGUGUGAGCGAAUUCGAGGAAGAAAAGCUACGCUGGAUGAGAUACAGACUGUACAUUCAGAGCACCACGCACUCUUGUAUGGCACAAGCCCAUUGAACAGGCAGAAACUUGACAGCAAAAAGCUUCUAGGUUCAAUUAGCCAGAAGAUGUAUGCAGUCCUGCCUUGUGGAGGCAUUGGGGUAGACAGUGACACCGUCUGGAAUGAGAUGCAUUCAUCCAGUGCUGUGCGAAUGGCGGUGGGAUGUGUCAUUGAGCUUGCAUUUAAAGUAGCCUCAGGAGAGCUCAAGAACGGCUUUGCGGUUGUGCGGCCCCCAGGACAUCAUGCUGAGGAAUCCACUGCAAUGGGGUUUUGUUUUUUCAAUUCCGUUGCUAUUGCUGCCAAACUUCUACAACAGAAACUGAAUGUUGGGAAGAUCCUUAUAGUUGAUUGGGACAUUCACCAUGGUAAUGGAACCCAGCAAGCUUUCUACAGUGACCCCAAUGUGCUGUACAUUUCUUUGCACCGAUAUGAUGAUGGAAACUUCUUUCCAGGAAGUGGGGCCCCCGAUGAGGUGGGGUCAGGAGCCGGUGUGGGGUACAACGUUAACAUAGCCUGGACUGGUGGAGUGGAUCCACCAGUGGGAGAUGUGGAAUAUCUUGCUGCCUUUAGGACGGUAGUCAUACCCAUUGCCAAUGAGUUCUCUCCUGAUGUAGUCCUGGUUUCGGCUGGCUUUGAUGCAGUGGAAGGGCACCAGUCUCCGCUGGGUGGAUACUCAGUCACUGCUAAAUGUUUUGGUCACCUAACCAAGCAGCUGAUGAAGCUGGCAGGAGGGCGUGUUGUAUUGGCAUUAGAAGGGGGUCACGACCUCACGGCCAUCUGUGAUGCCUCUGAAUCCUGCGUCUCCGCUCUUUUGGGCAGUGAGCUUGAACCUCUGCCACAGUCUCUCCUUCAGCAGAAGCCAUGUCCAAAAGCUGUUGCGUCAUUGGAAAAAGUAAUUGAAAUACAGAGUAAACACUGGGGUUCCAUAGUUCGUUAUGCAUCAACGGUGGGUCUGUCUCUACUGGAGGCACAGAAGCGAGAGAAGGAGGAAGCUGAAACAGUCACUGCAAUGGCUUCUUUGUCUGUUGACACUGAGCAGACAAAUGUCAGUGUAGAGUCAAGGCAGGUAGAUGAACCAAUGGAAGACGAGCCAGUGUUAUAGGGCGAAGUGAAGCUCUCGUCAUUGGAUGCCCUUGUUUUCACGUUUGCGUGACACUGCCUCGUCUCUUCUUCCUUGGCUUCAUCCAGGUCUGACAGAUAUGUGUCUUGUGCUUCACUCUUCAUCACACUGAUCACCUUUGAGAGGGGAGCGUCUGAUAGGUGUGGGGAUUAGGCAGGCAGAUGGGGGAGCUCGACGUUUCUUUUCUUUUUCUUUUUUUUGGUGUGAUUUUUUUUUUUUUUUUUUUUUUUUUAACUCGGUGCCGGAUGGUCAACAAUUUGUUUGUUUUCCAGUGAAGAGAAUUCAUUCUGAACACUUUAAAAAAAUCUUGUUUUGGUUACGUACGAGUUUCAGGAAAGAAUCACAAGUGGCAAAUUGUAUUAAAGUUUAAAAAAAAAAAAAAAAAUCAAUCGAUGGGCUGCCGCUGUGUUGGCACCACUUCUUCUUUUUUUUUGUAUUUUCUUGUUCAUUUUUACAAGGGUGAGUUACAGAAGAAAAUAAGGAGCGUCCAUGGAUCAACUUGAAAACAAAACCCUUGUUGUUUUUUUUCUCCUCUUAAGUAUUUAUUAUAACUAUAAAGACAAGCUUGUGUUUUGAACGUUACGAUGACAUUACUCAAGGCCUGUGAUUUUUUUUUUUUUUAUUAUUAUUUCUCUCCUCAUCCUCCUCCUUCUAUUUUUUUCUGGGAGUUGUGGAAUAUUCCAGUGGCAUCCACCGUCCUUGCCUACCUCCCCUCAGUGGAGAACUCGUGUGUCGUACAGGCCGUGGCGUGGAAUUAAGAAGCUUGCAAGUUCAGCCCAGGGAGCGAAUAGCAUUGAAAGAAAUGAGAAAAGAAAAGAAAAGGACGAUAUUUUUUUUUUUUUGAAAUGUUGGGGGAGCCAUGGCAGGACAGAGCUACAAAGAAAAACUUAGUGACUAUUAACAAAACAAAAAAAGAGAGAAUUUAAACCAAUAAAAGCAAACCAAUAAAGUAAAUCCAAGAUUAUCACUUUGCAUAUUUGUUUAAAAUGCCUUAAUUUUUUUGUUCAAUACUCAGUUUAAUGGACCUGCCUAGCUACAAAGACAUGUUUUUUUAUUUUUAUUUUUUUUGACUCCCUUCCUUAAAUCUGUUUUAUUGUUAUAUUUUAUAAGUUCUUAUUUCUCUUGUCUCCAUUAUUUUUUAAGGGAAGAUGUGGGGCUCCAUUUAAAGCGGAGUUUCUGAGGAUUUUUAAAACCCUUUCCUCAAUCUCUGCUUGCUCCUUUGUAAUUUUUAUUUAUUGUAAGUAAGCAAAAGAUUGUGUAUUUGUGAUAUAUGACCAAUUAUUUCAAUGUUCUUUUUAUGUAAAUAGAUUGUUUCAUCUUUAUAGUUUUAUCACCUGACAAUUUAUUUUCCUCUUUAUUUUUUAAUGCAUUGUCACUUUUACAGAAGUAAUAGAUGGUCUCAAGGUUCAACUGAAUAUAAUAUUAAUUUGAAAGUAUUAUUUAAUAUUCAAGUUUUGUAUUUUUUUUUUUAAACUGAUUGUGUUAUUGUCCUUAUUUUGCUUGAUAUGAUUGAUUUUUACAGAGAGGAUUUACUGUGGAUUUGGUCAGUGUGAAGUGUUCUGAAUUUCACAUUUGGUUGGUCUGCACUGCUGAGUAAGUUAGGGUUGAAGAGGACACGGGCGAAGUGACAUGUCAUAGCUGUUUGCCCCCCCUUAGUACUUAUUUAAGUAAAAAAAUCAAAACCGUUUUUGUCCGCUUUGUAACGUAACACUCUUAAUUUUGUCUUUUGAAAUGUAAGCACCGAUAUUGAUUUAUUUAGGGGUUAGCUGAGACACCAGCCUGCUGGCUCACUUAUGUCUCCAAAUGGCGGGUAUGUUCACAAGUAUGCAAUGGUUGCAGUCGGCACCUCCACGCUAGGAGAGACGACGUGUCCCUCCUGUCGGACAGACGGAAAGACAAGCAAAGUAAUAAACAUUAUGGAGACGGGCAAAAUGCAUCGUUGCACAAUUUACAAACUCCAUAAGCCACCCGCUUGGUGUGAUGAAACAGUUGGUUGGAGGAAUAAAUGUUUGGGGAAAUCGUUUAAAUGAGUCGCACAUUUCAAGUUUAAUACUCCAGGAUUAAGAACUUGGCUCUAUUCAGGAUUCAGGAAGCUGCAAUAUGGAAUCUUCACUGGCAGUACAGCUGGGCACUUUGCACCUCUCCAUAUUAACUGCUAAACACUUCAGGUCUUUUGUUAUCAGGGGAUACUAGAAAAUGAACUCAAGGAAGCAAAUGAAAGCGGCCUUCUCGCGCUUGGCCCAGCACUUGAAAGAAAAACAUUUCAGACGAGAGACGGUCAGUCAGUGGUCUGAAUCGGACAACAUGGCAGGCGGGGAGGGUCCUGUAGGUGUGGGGAUGGAGUGGAAAGUCGUUGGAGGUGUCCAGAGGAAAGGAGACGGAGUCGCUGUAAAGCGUUCCGUUUGUCACACGUGAUGUCAUCAUUUGCCCGUUGUUCACCAAUAGUGCAGCGGUCCGGUUGUGCGUUAUCAGCACUCAAUCUGUAAACGUGUGUAUUACGGGGAGGACUGGUGCCAGUGGACAAGUUGGCCUGGACUGACAUGCUGUGCCCAGUGAUCAUUUUAUUUGAAGUCGUCUAGUCUUAACUGAUAUUUUUCUAUCUUGCGGUUCUCUUAUUUCUUUUUUUUCCAUAUUUACUGCACAUUAUACUUUAAAUCAGCUUGCGUGAAACAGGUUAAAGAAAAAUUGUUACUUAUUAUUGUUAUAAUAUCUGAAAAUCUAAAGUGGGGUUAUGCAGUAUACCUGUAUGAACAUAGAAAAAGUACAGAAAAAACAGUUUUUAAGACGGUACGGUACCAGCAUUUCUUUAAUUUCGUUACCAGAAGACAUGGAAGUUUUCAAGCACUUCGCAGCGAGGUGUGUUUAACUCCAAGGGGGACCAAAACCAAAAACCACCCCAUCCAGACCCCAAGGUCCUGCUCCAUGACUGUCAGAUAUUAAAUCUUGCUUGAAUCAGUAAAGGCCCCCCCCCCCCCCCCCAGUGUUUGAACAUAUAUAUUUACAUAAAUACACCCAACACUUCAAAGAACACACCCCCUGGCACGUCCCCCCACCCCCCGGGUCCUCCUGUUAGUAAUUGGCGAGGUGUGUAUUUGUGCGUCUGCGUGCCAGGAGAAUGAAGCAGCCUUGAGACUGGGGGUCUGGGGUGUUAGCUACCCAUUAUUUCCCAACUGAACCAUGUUGGUAAUGGCACUGCGGCCUGAAAGCUGGUAUCGAUACCGAAGUCAAAAUCCAUCGCUAAUCUAAAGUGACUUUCAAAGAGCCACAGCAGUAGGCGUCUGUAAUGUUGGUGCGCUUAAGGAGAAAAAUCAUAAAAGAUGACUUCCAGCUCGACUGAGAAAAUGUAAUUACUUUAAAGGUGUUGUUUUUUGGUGUGGAGGCUUGAGGUUGAGAUAGUAAAGGGGUGAGCUGUGUGCCCUGGCCUUGUCCAGUGUAUUUUGUCACCAUCCCUCAAUGUUACUACUCUGACGGGUACACACAAAAGAAACAAAAGCGGAACCCGCUGCUGCAGUGAAAAUCGUCAAAUUCACUGCAAGAAAGAAUAAAAAGUGUAGGGCUGUCUCAGCUGGUAUGUCAGGGUCAAAAUGAUCACGUGCAAUAGUCUUUGGCAUGAAGAGUGUCAUUAAGUCACUGGGGGGUCACUCUGUUUGCUAGCACUUGGGUGGGACCCUCUGAUCCUUUUAUUGUUUGUUUGUUUUGCUCCUUAGGGGGGGAGCAUCAAGUUGUAAAUCACAAUUAGUUAUCUACUACAAGGCUUUAUUCCACUUUUGUUUCUAAAGCAGUUUGGAAGUUAAACGUCUACUCAGCUGGCUUGCUUGAAAACAUAUCCUAGGAAGCCAGUCUGUCUGAAUUUUACUGUUGAGGGCGGUGUGGGGGUCCCAGUCAGUUGAAAGUAGGGCAUAGUGUUGGAGCACUUUAGGCACACGUCUCUUGUCUUAACGGUAAAGGACAAUAUUGGUGACUAGGCGGUUUAAAAAUGAACAUCCAGACAUUGGACCCUGAGUGCUGAGGGGCUGGACGUUUUGCCACAUGUUUGAUUAACUAAAAAGUCACCUAAAUGUACAGAGACUUCUCUCUUUUUGCAAUCUUUUCCUCUUUUUGAAACUUGGAAAAACUGUUGUGUGUUUUCAGGCCAUUUCCUUUCAGAGCGGAGGAGCCCUGCAUCUGAUAAGUGGACAUACUUGUCAUUGUAAAAUACACAAAGUGAGUGCACGUAGUUUACAAAAUCUCUACCAACUCUUUAAGUAUAUGGGGGUCAUGAUAGAAAGAACCUACUACCUCGCAAGCAGGUUGGGACUCCUGCCAUCUCACAGUAAUCAUCACUAUUGUGAAUGGAGGAACAACUGAAAAAUCAUUUACUUGAGUUAUGGUGUUCCUUUUAUUAGCCGAGUGCCCAAAAAAUCAGGCACGCGUUCUGCCAGUCAUGUCAGGAUUUCUGACAUACCAGCCACAGCAUAAGGCACCUUCUACUAAGAAAGUUAGAUGUGAGUGGCACAGCGCCAUCUCCUGGGAGACUGGAGGAACUGCACAGGUUUUUACUACACCUGCAGCGAGGCUGACUGAGGUAGUGUGAUGCCCUCCAUGUUUCAGUUUAGAAGUCCGAGCUCCACUUCUCAGCUCCCUUUAGCUCAACUGGGUAAGCUGCAGCUUUCUAAUUCAAAGGUCCUGAGUUUGCAGCCAAUGUCUCCAUGUGUGGGGAGAUGGGACCCCGAGUGACUUUUCACCGGUGACACUGGCCCAAUAGUCUUACCCUAACAGAAAAGUUGCAGGGAAUUCACAGGUUCUUAAUUUUUUAUUUUACCAUGAAUCAACUUCACAAGGCUCUUCAAAGAAUGAACAGUUUUAAACUACCCUAGAAAUUUGAUUCUGUUCAUCUGGACUUAAAAACUUUGUCCAGACAGAUGAACAGAAUCAAAUUUCUAGGAUUUCCUUACCUGGAUUAUUGAGCAUGCAUCGAGACAGUUUUAAACUACGCUGCAUAAUCGCACAGUUUCACAACCUAAACAAGCGUGUCUACAUAUUUGCUGCGUCCUCUUCAACGUGGCCAUAAUGGGUGUCAAAUAAAAAGCAUCCGUUAAUGUGACAGACUUGAAUUUUUUGCAAGCUGCUCAGUAUUAAAACUCCAUUUUGCUCUGUAAACCCUAACCCUAUACUGUAAAAUCUUAUCACGUCUUUAUUUUGCAUAACACCGCUCAGAGUUUGAUCAGUCACAAGAUGACUACUGUGCACCUCUUGAGAUUAGAAAGUCGGUAGCAUUAGAAGUAAUUUAGGAAGAGGAAAAAAAACAAAAUACUGAAUGUAGGUCAGCGGCCACUGAAUUGCCACUCUGCCUUAUUUCUAGAAAUGCAUCAGCAAUGUGAAUGAUGCCACCUCAUGUUAUUCGCAUGCUGCUCUUACAGCUUGUCCUCAAAAAUCCGGCUUCUCCAAAUCACUCUGGGACGCCUUAACACAUUUGUCGAUUGCCAUUCCGCACUGAUUUGUAUUUGUUGCCUCCACCUGUGCAUUUCGUCUGCCCUCGUUUUUAUUAUAAACCUCCUUAUGAACGUUCAGGAUUCUAUUUUUGAAUCGCCCUUUGUAAAUACUCUGCACUUUCUGUCAUCGCACUGUUCACCCCUGACGUAGCUUUUCCAAUUUUGUUUUUUUUUUUGCCACAAAUUCAUGAAAUUUCUAUUCACUAAAACAAAGUUUCUCAGGGCUCCAGAGAGACGGAUGUGCCAGUUAAGACUUUCACUGGAUGACUACCACUACUUCACAAUCCAUCACCGCCGAAAAGGAGCAAGUGGGCCACCCGGUCAAAAGUCAGGAGUAGUCUCUGAAGAUGAAACGAGGAAGGCUGGUCUGCCACUCGUCCAUUUUCACUUGCGUGGGACGCAAAGUAGGAGGCCGGCAGCACAAAGGAGGGUCUGCAAUGGAUGAUUAGAAAAUGAAACGUUGUACAUGUUUAAGGGUGGGGAAGGGGUCAAGAACAGGAAUAUUUUAGCUAAGAAACAAUUUAUACAGAAAAGGAAAAAAUAUUUUGCUAGUAUAGAUGAUGAUAUAUAUUUUUAAAAGAGGCUGAACAUUCUAUACAUUAAAUUGGAUGGCUUUGUUUAAUUGAGGUGACAUCCGCGUGUCGGUGGUUCCUCCUCUCAGUUUAGUUUGUCAACUUCCAUCACCGCCUGUAUUGUAAUUGGGAUGGUAGAAAAGCAAACUUUUGGCCCAGGAAGCCGUGGUGAGCAGACACCAGUUUGUCGCAGUAAUUUAUAGAGAGAUAAAGAUGAUGAUGAUGAUGGGGGGGUGGGUUUAUAUAUAAAUACAUUUGAAUGUUUUACUACACUUUUUUAUUACUCAUUUGAUGCCUGCUGGAUUCAAGUGUAAUAAAUAAAUUAAGAAGCAUCUUGCUAUUUAGUAUGUUUAUCGGGAAGUCAUCGUCAGGCCUCCCUUGCAGGUUUUUUUUUUUAUUAUUCUUUCUCUUGUGAGUUUUAAACACACGACACACCGACGAUGUACAGACGAACGAGUCAACGACGAAAGGCCCAACAAUCUGCCAGGACACCCCUGUUGAUCGCACUUGCUAGUGGAGUGUGAAUGCCACACGUUACAAAUUGACGUCCUGGGCUGCCCCACACACGGUACACAACUUUAGUUUUGCACUCUUGUUUUUCAGUGACACUGCUUUUAAAAUUUUCAUUCCCUCUUCUAACGAUUCAAGUGCAAUUCUGUUUUGCUUGCCAUUUUCUUGGCCCGUUUAAUUUCACCCUCUUGUUUUUGCAAUGGGGCUUUGUGGUGUGCCGAGGAAGACGUUCUGCACGGUGAAACCUGGCAGCUGACUUCGGCCAGACGUCUGUAAAUGGCUUCAGCUGAGUGGGGGGGGGGGUCAUUAGGUUUGCACCGUACAGACUGGGGACGGGACCAAGGCAGGAGUGAGGACGAGUGGGCCGAUUGUUCUUAUUACACACCGCUGUGGUUCUCAGGAAUGGCGAUGAGGCCAUGUCAGAGUACUGCUUGGAAAGUGGAAGCCUUUUCUGCUCAGAGCAUACACAGCAUAUUGUAGCAGAUUAUUAUUUAUUUUUAUUUUUGCAAUAAAGCUAAAUGUUCUUAUAUUAGAGCAAUAUUAUGGUGGAGCAAGUUCUAUUUGGAGAAGCCCUACAUGCAUUUUAAUAUCCUUUGUAAAUCCUUACUACUCAAAAGCUUUGACUAGCUGCGCAAAGCUGACAUCAUCUUGUGUGCUCACUGCCCCGUAAAACACUUGUGAUAACCCUCAGAGGUUUAUCGUCAUCAUCAUUUUUAUUAUUUCUUUUGUUUUCCGGGUUUAAUUAAGGGCAGUCGCACCAAGUGCUUUAAGAUACCACAGGUACGGGCAAAGGGAGAAAAGACAAACUAGCUGGUAGGCACCAGCAGCCUGUUAGAAAUCAUGGAGGAGAUGCUGCUUCAACCGUUCAUGUUCCAAAUACUGUAGUGCCUCACGUGUAUUUGGCUGUUUUUUUUUUUUUUUUUUUUUUAACUCCGUUACAUGCAUACAUGUAUACAUCUUGCAAUAAAAAAAAAAUGAAAGGCAUGGACUGCAUAUUUUAAUUUCACAAAUUUAGUAGAAAUCAUACCUAGCAAUAAAAAUUUGGUGAAAUGUGCUUUGGGGGUUCAUUUUGUGUCACUCAGAACAAUACGCCAAAAAAAAGAUGGGCCCGUCUGUUCUUGGUGUCACCUGGUGUAACGUGCUCAAGUGGGAAACACGGUACGGACGCAAGCUCACGGUUUACAAGUACGACCUGAGCUCAAGUGAAGGAGCCCAGCUCGGAUGUGAACCGCACUCCUGCACUGGGAACGAGGAACCACAUUGUGCGAAAUCCUUCAGUUGUACUUCAGUGUUAAUCACACAAAGUCAGAGAAAACUGCAGAUCUGGGAGAGUUAAAAUAUGCAGUCAGCCCUACUGGCACUGGAAUGUGAAUCUCUGAAAACUGUGAAUGCAGCGUCAAGCACUGCAUCGUCCUCAAAUCACAGCACGCGCGGCUCGUGUUCCCUUUAAAGUUGUCUCGUCUUUUGUGUGUCCCAUUCCAUCGAUUUCUUUUACGCCCUUUUCUUACCGAGUGAAUCAAAGAAGAAGCCAUAAUUCAUUUUCACAUCUUCAGUCUUGUGUUGUUCAACACGCCAGGAAGCUCAAUCAAAACUCUUACGGAGAACAGAAACGUAACUUGCAGUUUGGGGGGGAAAAAAAACAAAACUAUUUUCUGUGGCAAACAAAGACGGCUGAGGAGGGGUUGGGUUUUAUUUUGGGGUAUGCGGCAGGAAGAACCUGUUAGGGAUGGCUUGAUGGACCUCUGCAGAACCGCAGACAUUUUGUCUCUCUCUUGUUAAAAGUAAAAUUGUUGUUUUAUUCUUUGGAGAGGAGACAAAUUUAUUUACUUGUUUUGUUUUUUUGGAAGUUAUUUUCCACCAGGCAGGAAGCCAUACAAACACGAUGGAGGCUUUUUGGAAAGAAAGAAAGAAAUCAACUAAGGAUACGGUCUCCAUAUUUCAGAGUUGUGUGUUUAUUUGUUUAGGUGCCUAUAAGAGCCAUUUCUUGCUUGUUUUCUGUGUUUAUUUAAGAAGAAUGAGGGACAUCCAGUUCUUGUGUGUGUUGUGUCCUCUUGUUGGCAUUGCAGUUUCUCAGGGGAUGAGGGUGUCAAAAACCACUUCUGUGAAAAACCACCUACGACGUUACCUGCGUAGUGACAUGGAACACCUGCAUUUGACACGUUAAGAAUAUGAACUUUUAUGUGAAGAUUUCAUUUUAUUUUUAGUGCCCUUGGGUAAGGCGGCGGGAGGAUUAUGGGGGUGGGUUGUAUGGUUUGUUCUUCUCUCUUGGACAUGAACUAAAGAUUUUUUCCUUGUCUUAACAUUUAAACCAAAUGGAAUAAAUGAGGGCGUUUUGUUUUUUUUUCUCCCUUAAUUUAUUAAAUGUAUUUUUUUUUUUCAUGAGCACAUUCAGUAGAUACUGUUCUCAGUGUCAAUGCGAAAUUGUCUUUAUUCUGUAAAGUACGAGUGUGAGUCUUUAGUGGUUGAUGACCAGUAUUGUGUUGUAGAUGUUCAUUUUGUCACUACAUAUAUUUUUUGAAGAAAAUAUAUAAAAAAAAAAGACGACACUCCUUUUAAAGUUUUUAUUUCUUGUAUCUCUGACCUUUCUGUUAUUUCUUGUCAAGUAUUUUGUAUCAUGUUAUAACAUUUGUCUUUGUGUAAAUAAACAAAUUUGUUUCUGCUGAGA